Esox lucius (northern pike) is the source of this 1144-nucleotide messenger RNA. Its product is annotated as N-acetyllactosaminide beta-1,3-N-acetylglucosaminyltransferase 2. Gene Ontology annotation, cellular component: membrane. The record is from RefSeq and is a predicted model, not a curated record. Gene Ontology annotation, molecular function: hexosyltransferase activity. NCBI's taxonomy places the organism in Eukaryota, Metazoa, Chordata, Actinopteri, Esociformes, Esocidae.
CUAUCUCUCCUCCCUAACUUCAACACCCUUCCAGAGCAAAUGAAGGCUUUCAUCAAGGCAAUGCAUUGCAGGGAGUACCCCUUCCUUAUUAACCCACCAAGAGUGUGUGCCGGCAAAGUUAACACUGGGCCGGAGGCUCCAAUGCUCCUCAUGGCCAUCAAAUCCCAGGUGGGUAACUUGAAAACAGCAGGCCAUCCGCGAAACAUGGGGGAGAAGUGGCUGGGUGAGAGGAGAGCAGGAGGAGUAGUUGGGCUUGUUCGCACAGUCUUUCUGCUAGGUAGACAAGACCCAAUAACGGGCCCUCACCCUGACCUUGGGGGCCUUCUGAUGCUGGAGAGCCAAAAAUAUGGAGACAUCCUGCAGUGGAACUUCAAAGACACUUUCUUUAACCUGACUCUGAAAAGAUCUGCUGGUUUUUGGCAGUGGGCUUCAAACCACUGUCCAGGGACACAGUUUGUCUUCAAAGGUGAUGAUGAUGUUUUUGUUCGGACAGGCGCCCUACUGGACUACCUCCACAAGCAGGAGGAGGAGGCCGCCAUGUGGAGGACAGAUAGCAACAAAACAGAGCAGAUGGAGGACUUCAUUGUGGGGGAUGUCAUUCUAAACGCAAUGCCAAACCGGCAGCCAGACACAAAAUACUAUAUCCCAGAGAGCUUUUAAAGUGCUUACCCACCCUAUGCUGGUGGAGGAGGCGUGGUGUACUCUGGGCACAUUGCAAUGCGUCUGAGACGGGUAUCGGAGAGGGUGCGUCUGUUUCCUAUCGAUGAUGUGUUUCUGGGCAUGUGUCUCCACCGACUUGGUAUAGCCCCCAUCCAUCACCCUGGGUUUUAUACCUUUGAUCUCCCAGAAAAAGAGAGGGAGAAGUCUUGUGCUUACAGCUCUGUGCUGCUGGUUCAUAAGAGAAGCCCUAAAGAGAUGCUUCUGCUCUGGAGGCGACUGCAGACUCCACCCUCACCUUGCUAAAGCCGUCAGAACCGUCACCAGACUCUGGCCGUUAAGGCACAGCUUUAAUCCUCUUUGAGUUUGUUUUCUUACUUGUCAGAAUUAAAACAAUUUCAUAAUUAUUUAUUGAACUACUACAGCGCUUUUCAUAAAAUUGCUUAAAGAGAAGAAAACAAGCAAUGCAUCUCAACCGGUCAGCCAA